AUGAGUGACUCUACACAAGGUCGUCCACCCUAUCCACCUUUUACACGAGAAUCUGCGAUUCAAAAGGUUCGUGCUGCUGAAGAUGCUUGGAACAGCCGAGAUCCUCAACGCGUUUCAUUGGCUUAUAGUGAAGACAGUCAAUGGCGAAAUCGUGCUGAAUUUGUCAAUGGCCGUGGCGAAAUCGUUGAAUUUCUGCAACGAAAAUGGCGAAAAGAGCUUGAUUAUCGAUUGAUCAAAGAGCUUUGGUCGUACGAUGGCAAUCGAAUUGCCGUACGUUUCGCCUACGAAUGGCACGACGACUCUGAAAAUUGGUUUCGAUCCUAUGGUAAUGAAAACUGGGAGUUUAAUGAACGUGGAUUGAUGGUUCGGCGUUAUGCUUGUAUUAAUGAUCUACCAAUCAAAGAAGAAGAACGAAAGUAUCGCUGGCCACUUGGACGACGACCUGAUGAUCAUCCCGGGCUAACCGACUUGAAUCUAUAA
Molecule: messenger RNA, 480 nt
Organism: Adineta ricciae
Lineage: Eukaryota; Metazoa; Rotifera; Eurotatoria; Adinetida; Adinetidae
Source: the annotation of a GenBank genome assembly